UCUCCUCCUCCCGCCGCCGCGGUGGCCGCCGUGGAGCAGUGCAUUGUGGAGGCAGAGCGCGCCGCGGAGCCUGUAGCUGCAGCUCCAAGACCUCACAGCGCGGGGAGCUGUCCGAGGUGCUGACUGUCCCGGCCCGCUGCCCGCCGGCGCCCUGCACCCAACUGCACUGGACCGACCCAAGUCCCGCUCUCCCACCCAUCCUCCUUCUGUCCGUCUGUUUGUCUCUGUCAACCUAGGGGCGAAGCGGCUGAAGGAAAUCAUGGUGUUCGCUCCAGGUGAGAAGCCUGGAAACGAGCCUGAAGAGGUGAAGCUGCAGAAUGCCAGCAAACAGAUUGUGCAGAAUGCCAUCCUGCAAGCUGUGCAGCAAGUCUCCCAGGAGAGCCGGCAGAAGGAAGACAGAGCCAGCAGCAGCUUCCACCUGGGCGUGGGGGAACUAACCAAGAAGCAUGAGAAGAAGUAACUGGGGUGGAUUUGGUGAUGGCCAUGUGCUUGGUUUCCAGCCUUCCUCUUAGUCUAGGAUGCGUCGCCAAAAUGUUGCCCCUAAAGCAACCCAAAGUGUCAUCUGCCCCUAGCACUGUUUUGAAAAAGUGCGUUAGACGACUGUCUGUAUGUAUGCAGUGCCUCUUAAACACAGUGGCCCCAAACAAUACAGUAAUUGCAGAAGUAGUUUUGCAGCCCAUUUUAUUUUUAAAGUUCUUUUUGCUUUGUUUUGUCUUCUGUGACUUUUUUUCUUGCUGAAAUACUGAGUGCGGUACUGUGUUCUGCAUAAUGUUUUUAAAAAGAUAUGCUGGAAAGGUAAAAGAAUGACGUUUUAGUUCCUUCAAAUAUGGAAUUGAAGACUUUUUUUUACAAAGUAGGUGCAGGUUCAAGAUCAAAUUAAGGAAAAGCGAAUUCUAAGACUGAGUCCUUCAGGAUCUUAUAAGGCAAAUAUUUAUAUUAUCUUUAAAAAGGAGUUUAGGUUUUUCAAGAACUUGGUCUUUUGAAUUAUCAUUCUGUCAUUUAACUGGUUUUUGGUGUUUCCCCUCUGUGCAGAAAAAUCCUUUGGGAAUAUUAUGGAUUUCUUUUACCAUCUCAAGACUAAAAUAAGAAAAAGUUAAUCUAUAUGCAUGAGGUGCCAAUACUCAACUCUUUAGCAGUCCUUUGAAGAGCAAAGAGUUGUAGACCCUUAAACUGUUGGCCAUCCUGAAGAUACUAACUCUAGAGUGUGGUUAUGGGGUGCAGCAUCCUUGGAAGGAGUCCUGGGGCCCUAUAAAUGCUGCACUGUCAUCAGGCUAUGCUUUUGCACUAGUACCUUACCAAUAGAAUAUUUGUUCCUCGAUCCACAAAUGAGAAUUAGGUUUUUAGAGAUUAUGAAAAUGAUACAGAUGAGGAAUGAAUAACACUUAAAAUAGGAAGAUUUUUUUUCUACUCUGAAGCAUGAAAAUACAUUGGGACCAAUGAAGUGACAGUCUUGUGAGUGCCUAGUGUAUGAAUAAAGCCAUUUCUAUUGCCACAGGAUGACUUCCUGCUCCACUUCCAUGUUAGCAAUGUAUAUCUUUCUGGAGCUCUGAGACUCCUAUUUCCUGGGCUUUGCAGAGGUUAUUGAGUUGGAGCUACUGGGGACAGAGGAAGAAUUUGACCUUUGUUAAAACCUUUUGGCUUCAGAGUACCACUGUCUACAUUUGAUAGUUUUUUAAAAAAGCAAAGGAUUGGCACAUGAAGUGUGACUGAUGUGCUUUUAAAAUUCCACUAUGUUACAUACAGAGUGGAUAGGGUUGAUACUUAGUAGAUGGAUGAACACAAUCUCAGCUCUGUUAGACUCUCUCCCACAGUGCACAGAUGGAAUAAAUUCAUGGAGGUGGGGAGCAGAGGGGGUUAAAAUUUAAAUAUGGGUUCUCCAGAAAUAUUUUUCUUAGCAGAAAUCAUGACAACUGAAGAAUGAGUUAAAUUGCCCUAAUGUAGGAUGGGUGAUAUAAUUGCACAGCAUAGAUAUUGGGAAAUUAUUUGGGAGUGUCCACAAAUCAAAAAUAAAAAACAAAAAACCAAUGCUCAUGGUUUGCAAGUGAUCUGGCACAAUGUUUACUAAGGUGUCUAUGUAUAACCAGUCUAGGUUUUGCUGUCAAAUGGGCAGAAACACAUAAGUGCACUGCCUUUUGUCUCUGGUGUGUUUGAGCUAAUACAUUGGGGAUCUUUGGGAACAUCUUACUGACUUCUGUAUCUGAAUGCUAUUUAUAAAUAAAAUAUAUCCAGCUUU
Messenger RNA from Choloepus didactylus (southern two-toed sloth), 2233 nucleotides. RefSeq names its product A-kinase anchor inhibitor 1 (gene AKAIN1). NCBI's taxonomy places the organism in Eukaryota, Metazoa, Chordata, Mammalia, Pilosa, Megalonychidae. The record is from RefSeq and is a predicted model, not a curated record. The transcript is spliced from 2 exons. The coding region runs from base 260 to 460 and encodes 66 amino acids.